Messenger RNA from Neltuma alba, 837 nucleotides. RefSeq lists its product as uncharacterized. Lineage: Eukaryota; Viridiplantae; Streptophyta; Magnoliopsida; Fabales; Fabaceae. Bases 1 to 837 code for a protein of 278 amino acids. The transcript has a single exon. The record is from RefSeq and is a predicted model, not a curated record. Gene Ontology annotation, molecular function: nucleic acid binding; RNA-DNA hybrid ribonuclease activity.
AUGGUCCAAGAAGGGAAUUCGGCCCCCUUCAUUCAUGGUAAGAUGACAAGUUCAAGUUCUGCUAAUAAUGUCAAAACUUUUGCUAAAAUCCCAACUCACUUAAAUUUUCUGUUGGAAGAAUUGAGAGGGCAUUGUAAGAAAAAAACUGAGAAAAAACGAUGGCAUUGGCUAAAAGUCUUCGCCUUGACUUGCUGGCUACUAUGGAAGAACAGAUGCAGAGGAGUUAUGGAGGGAAAGCGAAGCCAUGCGGAAGAACUUAUACAUGCGGGACUACAUCUGCUCAUGGAGUCUACAGAACAAGGAGAACUGAAGCAUCAGCUAUUUGGCACAUGCACAGACUGGGAAGCCAAGUGGACCCCUCCGCCUGAGGGGUUUGUUAGAUUGGAUACAGACGGAUCUGUCAAUACGUUAAAAUUCGCGGCAUGUGGAGGCAUAGUUAGGAACUCAGCAGGACAAUGGCUCGUCGGGUUUAAAAAGAAAUUGGGUUUCCUACCCUCUACGGCAGCAGAACUAUUGGCGUUACAAACAGGACUGGAAAUUUGCAAACAACAAGGUUACAGCAAAGUGAUGGCGUAUACUGGAAAUUUACAAACAACAAGGACUGGAAAUAUGCUUAUGGUAGAUGAAGGUUUUCAACAUCCUUUACGAUCACACAUAAUGCAAAUACGAAAUCUGAUGUACUCUGAUUGGGACCUCAAGAUCAACUACACACCUCGGGAUAACAUUCAGUGUGCGGACCAACUGGCUAAGGAGGCGCACAGGCUUACAGAAGGAAUGAUUAUGUUGUGGCAUCCACCGGCCGACUACCUUUCUCGCUUUAGGGAUGACUUAGAGUAG